UAAGACCAUAUUUUAUGUUUAUGGUUAAAAAUGAAAAAUAUUUUUAUUUACCACUAAAUAUUAAAUACUUAUAUAUUACAGUUUUCAUAGAUUUUAAUUUUGAUUUCAACAUGUUAUGUAUAACAAUUAAUUAUUUUGAAUAUUUCAUUGCUAGUUUUAAUUAAGCUUCAGAAAAAGCCAUAAAAUUUCAAUUUAUGUUAUAUUGUGUUCAAGUACUAAUAUUAAUUGAAUGUUGAGCUAGUGAGGUUUCUAUGAAGCAUCCUUUUUUCAAAUUCAUUUAAACUUAUGAUUUCAUGUGGCUUCUGUACCAUUAUAUUAUUUUAAGUAGUUAGUAUUUAAACAAUUGUCUAGUAGUCUUUCUUUUUAUUCGAUAGUAUACAGUCGAGUUUCUUAUAGUAUUCAAUGUGUACAUGUAUUAAAGUCUAUUUACGCCUCAGGCUUAUUUUUUAAUAAAUAUGAAGUUCAUGAACUCCUUUUACCAGAGCCCUGUUCUUGUCAGUUCAGGGUUGGUAAGUUAUUAUCUCUUGGUAAGUUAUUAGUAUGUUAAAAAUAUUUUAUUUUCCUGUAAGUAAUUAUGCAUAUAUUAUGAUGCAAUCUAUAUACAAAAACAUGAAUGCACACAUUGAGUUGUUACAUUUUAGUAUUUAACUAAAUAAUAAAUAUGUUGUAUCCUAAUUAUAACACUUAAGUUAUAACCUUCAAGUAUAAUUGUAAAAGAUUAAAGUGUUUUAUUCUUAUUAUUAUUUUGUAUACCUAGAUUUUAUUAAUACCACUAUUUAAUACAAUUAUUAAAUUAGACUAAUUUUUUCUUUAUCUAUUAAAUUGAAAUAUAAAUGAUAUAAUUGCAAUUAGUUAUGUAGCAGCUCAAAUUGUGCAUUUCAUCACAGAAUUAUUAUGUAAUUUGCUGUUUUGGAUUAUUAUUAUUAUUGUUGUUAUUUAUUUGGAUUCAACUGUCAUCGAUACGGUGCCUGUUAAAAAAAAAAAAACAUGUUCGCCAAUGUACAUUUUGUUUACAGGACUCAUCAGUUACAUGCAUGGUUUUUAUAUCCAUGACGGACUCCAUAUUAUCAGAACGAAGUUGCUUGAGCUUGCUGAUACCUCUGAUCCAGAAAAAAUUAGUGUACCAUCUGCAUUCAAUAGUUUAACAACUGCAAAUUUGAAAAAUUCUGAUUGGAGUAUUGAAGAAACUUCUGUAGUUAAUCUGGAUGGAGCUGAUCUCAAUGAUUUUCCUGCUAAAUAUUCAGUUCCAUUACUACGGCCAUAUGAGUUUGCUGCUGUUGGUGUUUGGAUCCAUCCAAAUAUUGUGCCUGGGUUUAAAUACAAAGUCCGUCCAAUUGAAAAUAAAGAGCGUACAAGAUUCUUAUUUGAUAAUAGAGCAUUGGAAUUAAUGAGCAUUGGCCGUGGUUAUUCUAGACGUUUAACAUUUGAAGCUAGUCCAGGAUUGUUGAAUGAUAACGAAAAUUAUUUUUGGACUGAUUCCAUGCCUUCUGGUUAUGCAUUUCAAGUGCAUGUUGUGUCUGUUGGAGACAACUUCACAGUUUUUGAUGCAAACAAUGUUGCUGUGGCUACAAUAGAAGUCACUAAAAUCCCGAAUGCUCAGAGAGAAGUUGAUCACGAAGUAGUAAAGAAUGGCGAGGUGAGGAAACAUGUAGAAGUCAGCAUGUUGUGCAAAGUAGAUUGGUUCUAUAAAGAAGAUUCAUCUGCAAUAACACCUGUCACGGGUAUUGCUGUGGCUUCUAAACUACCACGUGGAUCAGCGAAGCUUAUUAAGAUAUUAGAUGCUUCUAUUGGUUUUAUACCAUGUCGAGGUUAUACUUUAAUACCAGGUGUAGAUGAUAAACAACGGCAAUUGGUAUUAAAUGGGCGUAGUAUUGGUGAUGCUCCCACUAUGUAUACAAUGACAGGUUUAGAACCAUACGAAUUGCCAGUGAUUGGCACUUAUGUUGAUCCAAGAAUCAUGCCUGGUUUUCAUUAUAAAGUACGUCCAACAGGUCAUAAGGAUUAUUUGUUUGAAGGUAAUGCGUUACAAUUAGUUAACAUUGGAAUGGGAUAUGGAAAACGUAUGACUUUUAAACCUGAUAGCCAUAACCUUAACAAUAACACAAACUUCUUCUGGAGUGAUUCAUAUCCAGAGGGUUAUGGUUUUGAACCUCAAGCUGUAUUUUGUGGUAUGAAGUUUGAUGUCAUGAAUGACACUCAACGUAUUGGUGAAGCCACAGUCUUCCGCAGUGAUAAUCCUCAAAUCGAGGAUCAACAAUGCAUUGUUAAAGGUACAACUGGAGUGACUGUGACAAAGUACAUCCAUGUGGAUGUUACAUGUCAAGUGAUGUUGAAGAGUGAUAAAUCUGACAAUGAGUCUCAUUCCGUUCGUGUUUCUGGUACUGCAGUUGUAGUCAAAUACUCAAAGCAAAAUGAGUCUAAAUUGUUGUAUAUCGAUAAUGUUGGUCUUAGCUCUAAGCUUAACUUGGUAUUUAUGAAUCAAAAGUCUCAUAUAAUUUUCCAAGCUAAAUAAUCACAAUAGAUAAUUCAUAAGUUCAGCUUAAGCACUCCAAGACAAGCAUAGAUGAUUAUUUUGUUCCUUUUACAGUUUAUAAAUGUGCCAUUUUCCGUAAAUCUACCUUGAGUAUUUUUUAUUGUCUUAUAGUUUAUCGGUUUAAUAUUCUCAAUUUGUUAGACAUUCGUUAAAUAUUUUUUAUAGUUAUAAAAUGUUUUGUAUUUUAAUUUGUUUUUGGCAUACAACUUAAAUUUUUAAAUUAUUGCAGGGUCUGUGUGCUAAGUAAAAUUUAUGAAUAAUUAUUGAUACAGUAAUCUGUAUGUUGUCUUACUGUAUAAAUAAUUAUUUGAACUGAUAAUUUGAUAAUUAAUCGAUGGAAAGAGCACAAAUGUGUGUUUGGUUUUUAAAAUAUAUUAUUGUCAAAAGUAUAUUUUAAUAAUUUUCUUAUCCUUCGCACAUUGUAUUAAUUUUUUUUUUUUAAAUCUAUUUUUUUUAGUACUCAGUAAUUAACCAUUGAGACAAUUUUAAUUUUUAUAGUAAUUUUUACUAGAAAACUAUGUAUUUAUUUAAUUAGUAUUGUAUGACUGAGUUCUAUGUUUAUUAGCAUAAACAAUAUUAUCUAUUUAUUAUUAUUCAAAUUAUUAAAAUGUAAUCAUAUUAUUUUUCAUUGGGACUAUUACAAAAGAAAUAUGUUAUACUUUAUUUCAGUUUAUCAUGUUAACUUAUAGUGAUUUAAUGUCUUGUUUAAUAAAUAAAAAAAAUUUAAAUCA
This is a messenger RNA of Aphis gossypii (cotton aphid), 3264 nucleotides long. RefSeq lists its product as uncharacterized. The coding region runs from base 998 to 2512 and encodes 504 amino acids. The record is from RefSeq and is a predicted model, not a curated record. NCBI's taxonomy places the organism in Eukaryota, Metazoa, Arthropoda, Insecta, Hemiptera, Aphididae. The transcript has 7 exons.